Molecule: messenger RNA, 2177 nt
Organism: Folsomia candida
Lineage: Eukaryota; Metazoa; Arthropoda; Collembola; Entomobryomorpha; Isotomidae
Exons: 4
Coding region: 55-2046 (663 amino acids)
Molecular function (GO): protein binding
Source: RefSeq, a predicted model, not a curated record
AACCCCGUCGAGCAAGAUGAACGGAGUUGACGCUGGCGUGGAGGAAAGAACGCUAUGCGACUUGCCUUAUUCAAUUACUCGGUUGAAGCUAGAAUGGGGAAAUCCGAUUUCGAAGCCGUCCUCCCCUUGGGGACGGUGCUGAUCGUGAAGAACCCCGUGUUUAAAAAGAGUUCACCCGCAUUGCCCAUCAUUGGACUGAUCGUAAUGCCUGUCUUUGGACUGAUUGUUGAGAAUCCGGCCGAUGUGGAGAUUCUAAGUCAAAAGAGAAUGCAAGCACUCUUUCCAGGUGUCCACUGGAAGUCAGAUCUGUCCCAGGAAUCUCGAGCCUUGUUCAAUUCUCCACUCGUUUGGGAAUUUCCUCCUGGCCAAAGUUACCUUGACAUUGCUACCAAAUUGAAGAACGUGGGAAACAAGGCUUUCGUCGAGAAUAGGACAACCGACGCGAUCCGAUUUUACGACCUUGCUCUUGAGUACUUAUCUGUGGAGGGAGAAGACGAGAAGACUCCAGCAGCUUCGACACUCUUGGUAGACAUCUUGUCCAACAAGGCGGCCGCUCUUAUCAAACUGGAAUGUUUUAAUCCAGCUCUAGUCUGCACUGAAAAAGUACUUGGGAUCAAGAACGCUCACGUUAAGUCGAUCUACCGUCACGCCAAAGCUCUCAUCGGACUUGGACGGUAUUCCGAAGGUGGCGAAUUCCUGGAUGAAAAGAUUAGUCAGCUCGGCGGAGAAGAGAAUAAAGAUAUUCUCAGAUUGAGAUCAAUCGUUCCUGAACUGGGGAAACGGCCCGGAAAAAAUGUUGUUAUUGCGGUCCGUAUCCCACGGAUAGUGGUCAUAGACACGGAGUUUAAUACCGAUGGCCGUGGUGGGACACGACAAGUGAUACAUAAUCAGAAUCAGCCUCAGGAACCUUUACCGGUCGGGAUGAUAGACCGUAUUUCUGAAUUUCGGGGACCAAUUCAACUCGGGAAGAGCAGCAUUGGCGAAGGCGAUGGAUUCUUUGCUACGCAAGAUCUCGAACCUGGAACGAUUCUCUUUUUUGGCAAACCCUUCGCCGGUUUGUUCGUUGAGUCACGGGAGAGGAAAGCAUUUACUUUGAACGCCAUCACCCACGAAUAUCUCGUCGGCAUUAUGGCAAACAAGAUCCGGCUUGAUCCUGACCUCGGCCGUGACCUUUACACCCUUUGGGCUGGCCCUGAACUUAAAUCUUUGACGGAGAAUGACAUGCAAAUCACAAAGGUGGACAUUGCUCGAAUUCGAAAUAUUUGUGACAUUAAUCAUCGCAGCAACAACUUUGAGAAAGACCGCGAAGCUUUAAUUUCUUGCGGCAUUUGGGUCCCCUUGUCGAAAAUAAAGCACAGCUGCAUCGAUGCCAACGUUAUGUGUAAUCAUCACGAUUCCAGUUUUGUGCUGAUGGUCACUGCUUUCAAAAAGGUGAAAAAAGGAGAAGAAAUUCUGGCCAGCUAUGUUGACCCAUUGCAGCCGUUAGCGAGAAAGGAUUAUAUGGACAGUCUUGGUGUUAUCUGCAAAUGUCGCCUUUGCAAACUUGACCUAUCAGAAAGCUCGGCUGUGAUUGCAAGGAGAGAGAAACUCCUCGGAAGUCUGGCUUUCGACGCCAUGACGAAUUUGUACCCAUCUUGUCCCCACAUUCUCGCACGCGACUUGGCAACAAUCACGGAAUUGGAAAAUCUUCAUGAGGGCAGCCCCGACCUGAAUUUGGCUUUGGCAGAUCCUCGAGUUCAUGGCGUUGGCCUCGCGUUGUUCGGACAACAACGUUACGUGGAGUGUUUGGCCAUGUUGACGAAAAUUUACGCCGUCUUCGGGAACAUCGCGACCAACCAUCAGCAUUCUAUCAUUGCCACUGGCAUUUUGAUUUGUUGUAUGAAAACGGAAAAGGAAAAGGCAGUGCUGGAAAGAUGGGCGGAAAAACUAAGGAAACAUUGCAUUCUUGGCGCUGGCACUUUGCAAGAAGUUCGUGAAGGAAGUGAACCCACAAUUCCCGAGGAGUUGAAAAAAUUUGGGAUUGAAUUCUUCAAUGAUGUUGACUAAAUAACUAAUUAGCCAUGCUAAAUACACGUUUUUUACAUUUUUGAAUAAUUACAUUUUACAUGUUCCUCGGGAAUUUCUACUUUAUGUAUGGUUAAGUUUUGUCGUUUGGUUCUGAACGGUGUUUAACUUAC